UCUCCUCUUUCUCCCUCUCAUGCUCUCCGAGCCCCAUUUGCACCUCUAGUCUCUCUCGCCUGUCGCCUCCUUCAAGAUCGGACCAACCGCGUUCUCUUCACGCCGCAAGCCCUAUCCGUCUCUCUCUCUCUUUCUUCUCUGUCUCAGCAUCUUUUUCCGUCGCGAACCGAUGGGGAGAGGUUCGAAGAGGAAGGCGAACCAGAAGGAGAAGGAAGAAAGCAAAUCUCCCGAAGAGCUUCCUAAGGAAUCUACCAAAGCUUCCAGCAGAGGCAAACGAGUCAAAGCUCCUGCUGCUCGUAAAACUGAAGCUGAGCCUGAAUACUUUCCUGAUAAGCGCAAUCUGGAAGAUUUGUGGCAAGCUGCAUUUCCUGUAGGCACAGAGUGGGAUCAGCUGGACUCAGUUUAUCAGUUUAAGUGGGACUUUUCGAACUUGGAAAAUGCAUUUGAAGAGGGUGGAUUGCUUCAUGGGCAGAAAGUUUACCUCUUCAGUUGUACAGAGCCUCAAUUAGUCAGCUUCAAGGGUGAAGAUAAAAUAAUCUGCAUUCCUGUUGUAGUAGCGGUUUUGUCUCCUUUUCCACCUUCUGAUAAGAUUGGUAUCAAAUCAGUUCAAAGGGAGACUGAAGAAAUAAUACCAAUGAAGCAAAUGAAAAUGGACUGGGUUCCUUAUAUUCCUUUAGAAGAAAGGGAUAAUCAAGUCGAUAGAAAGAGGUUCCAAAUUUAUAUACUGAGCUGCACUCAAAGAAGGGCUGCUUUGAGACACCUGAAGCUGGAGCGUAUCAAGAAGUAUGAGUAUUGUCUACCUUAUUUCUACCAGCCUUUGAAGGAGGAUGAACUUGAGCAGAGUACAAUUGUUCAGAUCUUAUAUCCGGCUGAACCAAAACCGGUCUUCUGUGAAUUUGACUGGGAACUUGAUGAACUUGAGGAAUUUACUGAUGACCUAGUUAAAGAGGAAGAAUUAUCUGAAGAUCAGAAAGAUGCUUUCAAGGAAUUUGUCAAGGAGAAGGUCAGAGACGCGAAAAGAGCUAACCGAGAGGCAAGGGAAGCUCGGAGAAAGGCCCUGGAAGAAAUGAGUGAGGAGACUAGAGCAGCAUUUGAGAAUAUGCGGUUUUACAAGUUCUAUCCUGUUCAAACACCUGAUACCCCCGACAUAUCCAAAGUGAAGGCUUCCUUUAUAAAUCGGUACUAUGGGAAGGCUCAUGAGAUUUUCUGAUGAUGGCUAUUGUCUAAUGUCGAUGAGGGCCAUGGAACUUGGAUAUACAAGAUUCAGCUCAUUUCCACUGGGAACCACAAGGCUUGCUUGCUUUGGUUGUCAAAUCAUUGAUGUGAAGCGGAGAUUCCUUGAUACUUGGGAAAGUUUUGAGGCAACAAUUAAAGAGACCACCAACCAAAUGGUCCUGAAGGCAGGAUAGGUAUCAUUAGGAUAAAAUUUAUAGCUGUUGUUUUUUUUUUUCUUUUUUCUUUUUUCCCUUGUAGAUUAUGAGAGGGGUUAUAAUUUUGGAAACUGAUCUUAGGCUCAUCUGCUGGAAAUCCAGUGCAUUAAUUCUCCCUUGGAUUUCUCACAGAGAUUCUCCAUCAUUUCUCCCAUCUUUCUGUAAAACUCUCUUUUUAUACUCAAUUUGAUGCCACAAGAAGUAUUAUUAGUUUUGGCA
Macadamia integrifolia is the source of this 1649-nucleotide messenger RNA. Its product is annotated as protein HEAT INTOLERANT 4-like. Gene Ontology annotation, biological process: regulation of cellular response to heat. The transcript has 14 exons. The coding region runs from base 170 to 1210 and encodes 346 amino acids. The record is from RefSeq and is a predicted model, not a curated record. Lineage: Eukaryota; Viridiplantae; Streptophyta; Magnoliopsida; Proteales; Proteaceae.